AUGCCAAAGAAAAAAUCUGAGAAAACGGUGACCUCCGUGAAAAGUAAAAAACAAUACAACGAAAAUGCAUGGCAAGAGCUUUUGGAAUCAUUAUCAAUUAAUGAUGAUCAUUGGUGGUGUAUCGUAACAAUGAUGAUAGAGACUAAGAGUGAUCAUGCACGAUGUGUGUCGAUGUUUAACGAAGCUGCAGAAGAGGGGAAACGAAAAGCAAUUUAUACUCUGAGCCAUCAGAAAAUGUUAGCUAACGUUAGGUCACUGUCUAGACAGGAUCCAGAUAAAUGUCCAGUUUUACAACGAGUUUGCCAUCAUGCCAACAAGCUACUCGAAGCUAAUAUUGAAUCUACAUGGUUGUUAGCACGCGUUAUCAAAUAUAUGGUCUAUCGUGCCAAAAUAGAAUCGGUGGUUAAGAUCAAGAAGGAACAGGAAUUAAAACGAGCUAUCGAUGAUGAAUAUCGUAUUAUGCAGACUGUUGUUGAUCCAACUACGUCGAGAAGUGUUAAAAAAAAGUACGAUCAGUCCUUGAGAGGUAAAGCCAAUACUCGGCUUAGAAUUCGAGAAGAAGAAUGGAGAGACAUAGUUUACGUCGAUGAUGCUCCACUCGACGGACCUAAUCUAUACAUCGUUUUAACGGGUUUUCACGAUCCUGAUCUAUUCGUAGAACUAAUGAACAUUGGUGUACCUAUGACUUGUAUACUCAAGAUAAAAAGACCUGGUGAAACAUUAGAACAUGUCUCGUUAUAUUACAACGAAGAAAAAAAUCAGAAUGUCAAUAGAAUGUGGUUAUCCUAUCCUGAAACUUACACCGUCGAUAAAGUCGAUCUUUAUAAAUUCUGGACAUCAUUGAAAAACACUUUAAAAGAUCCACAAGCCAUUCAAGUAUUUUCAAACGUAGCGUUUCUUACUUACAAGCCACCAUUUUUGGCAGAGACAUUUGAUGACUUUGAAUACAAAAUUCUCAAGAAGGAUAUUUUCGAUAAAGUAUCUUUUAUCGUGUACGAUCUUUACGAUCUUCUUCGAAAGCAUUCCAAUUACCUUAGAAGCAUGUUAAUCCAGCGUUACGACAUCGAUGAGAAGGAAGAAGCUGAGGCUAACAUCUACCGUGCAAUUCUCGAUGCUCUACCAACGGAAUGCGUCACCGUGCCAACAUUACUUAAUGCUCUUUUACUGCAGGUCGAAGCCAACUUAGACGUCCUGGUAGAUCGAUCGUUCCAAGAGCAAAAUGUUCCAGCAAAGGAAAAUGUCGUCGAAAAGGAAAAGAACGAGGAAGAGGAAGUGCCAGUUGAGAGUAUCGAUGACGAUGAAGAUUCGUGGGUUAGAAAUAGAGUCAAAAAUUUAAACGAAAAGUACAAAGUUAAAAUGUAUAAAAAUAUAGUAGAAGAGAAUUUCAACGAAUUGCCAAUCGAAUUGAUUCUUCACGGAGACAAAUUGACUCUGAAUACUCAUCACAUUAAUUUGGAUAAUAAUAUCAAAAUGAUGUUGAAUCUAUCCGAUGACAUGACCUUGAGUGAUUCAAUUUUGCAAGUUUAUCAAGAUCCUAGAAUAGUCGAUUGUUGGUUACAUCAUGAAGAAUUAACAGAAGCCAAAAUGAAGGAGUACGAUUGCUAUAUAAAUAAUAUAAUCAAAUACUUUGAUUCCAGUGUUCAAAUCUGUCGAGAGAACAUAUUCCAUUAUUUGCAUUUUUUGAUCUUCGACAAGAUGAUCUAUGGCAAUCGAUUCAAAGAAAAGGAUGAAAAAAUUGAAACGCUAUCAAUUAUUUCUCCUUCAGAAUCUCCGCGUAGAUAUUCAACGUAUCCUUCGUUGUUUUUGCCAAAAGAUAAGAAAAAGGAGUCAAAAUUCUUUUCGAAAAGCGACACUGAGAUAGACUAUGGAAAGGCCGUGGCUGCGUUCUUAAGUUGUCCAAGUCUCUUUGGACUCACCGAUAUAAGGGAAGUUUUGUUACCGAGUUAUUUGGAGAAGAAUGUCUUUGAGGAAAGAAAUAAAAGAAUGCAAAGAAUAGGAGAACCACUUGAAGAAUAUGAUGACGUCGAGUUACUUCCAAAAAAGAUUCUCCUACAAACCCUUUACGAAUGCUUCCAAAAUUUCGAACGUUUCGAGAAAAGAUAUUUUGAACCGACGGAUUCUAUAUUAUUGUAUUUCAGUAAUGAUUAUGUAAUAGGUGAUGUAUCCGAACGUACGACCGUAUCUAUCUUACGUACACCAGUUUGUCUACGAGAUUUCGUUAAGCUCAGGAUUUAA
This is a messenger RNA of Vespa crabro (European hornet), 2235 nucleotides long. RefSeq names its product sperm-associated antigen 17-like. Gene Ontology annotation, cellular component: axonemal central apparatus. The transcript is spliced from 4 exons. The record is from RefSeq and is a predicted model, not a curated record. Gene Ontology annotation, biological process: epithelial cilium movement involved in extracellular fluid movement; axonemal central apparatus assembly. Bases 1 to 2235 code for a protein of 744 amino acids. Lineage: Eukaryota; Metazoa; Arthropoda; Insecta; Hymenoptera; Vespidae.